GUACCUAUUGUCCGUCUGUCAGUCAAUCAGCCAGCCCAGCCACUCGGCCCCGCAAAAAAGCAAUAUUUGUGAUUUCUAGCGAUUUUCUUUAGUGUUUCGAGAAAAAUCUAUUCAAAAUGAUGUCUCAGAGUGAUGCUGGGCAAUCUUCGGAUGAUGAAACAAUGAAACAGGUAUUCGAAAGUGGCAUGAAGUUAUUUGAAACCAUAGAAACUGGCAAAGAAGCGACCAACAGCGAUCCAGUUCAGAUGAGCAUAAAGGCUGCAAUAUCCAAGUUUGAGAAGUGCACCAACAUGGUGUCGCUGUCGGGGAUGUUCAGUGCCAACGAGAGCGUAGAGGAGAUCCCAACGGAGACCCUGCAGUACCUGCUGCUGCCCGCGCUGCUUGGCACACUCACACUCAAGCUGGUGGGCCGACAACGGUCAGACAUCAUUCAAGUUGCUGAAAUUUAUUUCAAAGACUUUCUACAGAGGUGCAAGGAUUAUGGAAUAACAGACAUAGAGAUUCCACAACCGGACCCCGAGGGCAAGAGUGAAAGACCACAGAGUGAACAAGCCAAGAUUGCUAGCAUGGUCCUCUCGAGGGAGGCAAAGAUCAAGCGUUACAAAGCAGCUAAGGAGCUGAAGGAAAAGAUCGUCACUCUCUCUAAGGCCAUGAAGCUGCAGCACACAGACGAGGAGAUCAAGCGAGAGUACUUCCUGACUCUCAUACAGAGUUAUGUCAACAACGCCCUCGAUGAGCUCAGCAGUAUCGAGCAGGAGAAACCUAUUCUUGAAUACAUGACUAAGCGUGGGGAACACGUACCGAAGGAGAAGGCUCGCAUGCCGCCCCUGAAGCCGGUGAUCAUCACCCGUGACGCGGUACAGAAGUCCAUCUACGGACUCGGGUACCCCUCAAUUCCCACCAUGACUAUUGAGGAGUUCUACGACAACCGCGUGCGGGAGGGACUUUUCCCCGGGUCGUGCACUUCGAUACAGCAGACGACCAUUCAGAGCUCGGAGGCUGACGCGGACGGCGAGGAGGCCGACAAGAUCCAAAAGGAGAAGCUGACGGAAGCAGAUGACCCUGAGCACCUGGCUCGGCAGCGCAACUUCGAUGAGUACAAGGAUGACCACCGCCGCGGCUGGGGCAACCGAUACAACAGGAGCUAGACGUAUAACUUGUCUUCUGUAUGUCUGAGUAUGAUACAAUAGGGUAUUUGACCGGGUCAAAGAUAAAUGAUAGAAUGCUAAUCUAUCCAGAAGCCAAUCUAAGAUGAUCAAAAACCAAUCUCAUUUUACUUAUCGACUUAUUUCCGAAUUUUAUUUAUGAAUUACUAGCGACCCGACCCGGCUUCGCUCGGGUGCAAUGCUGAGAAAAAAAAAUGAAAUUAUUUACGACAUCACAUUAAAAACCUCAAAAAACAGUAUUUCUCCACUAUUUAAAGGAUGGUAUUGUACAUAUAAACCUUCCUCUUGAAUCAUUCUAUCUAUUAAAAAAAACUGCAUCAAAAUCCGUUGCGUAGUUCUAAAGAUUUAGGCGUACAUAGGGACAUAGGGACAGAAAAAGCGACUUUGUUUUAUACUAUGAGUACGACGUUUGACCGCUUUUGUUGAUGACGUCACAGGACAGUAUUUCCAUACAAACUGCAAAGAAAAUUUCGUUUUGACGUUUCGUAAAAAGCGAUAUCAUUUGAUUAAAUUCUAGGUCAGCUAGGUGUAAUUCUAGGUUGUCAAGUAGCCUAUUAUAAAUAUUAGACGUGCACCGAAUAGUUUAAAAUGAUCGAAAAACAUACUAUAAAACAUAGAGCUCAGGUUCCGUUGCCGGCAGCACACCCUUGUCGCCAAAAUGCGACCGAACACGGCGGAAUCAACGAGUCGCCUGCGGUUGCAUUCACUCUCUUUAUCUCGCUCUAGGAAAUGAUGGUUAUGAUCGACAGAAAAGGAUAGAAUGCGGUCAGAUGUGGUUCAACCCUAAAACAUGUGUUUUACGACUAUUGAAAUGUUUAUUCGUAUUGUGUUAUGGCAAAAGCCAGUGCGUAAUAAACCACGCGCUGCUCUGUGGGUGUCGUGGAAUUAUUUAAAUUCUAAUCUAUGAUGUACUAAACCUAUUUAUGUAGUAAAGUCAUGAAUAAAUGAAUUUGUUAACUA
Pectinophora gossypiella (pink bollworm) is the source of this 2126-nucleotide messenger RNA. RefSeq names its product immunoglobulin-binding protein 1b (gene Tap42). Gene Ontology annotation, biological process: regulation of dephosphorylation; regulation of signal transduction. The record is from RefSeq and is a predicted model, not a curated record. Gene Ontology annotation, cellular component: cytosol. Lineage: Eukaryota; Metazoa; Arthropoda; Insecta; Lepidoptera; Gelechiidae. Gene Ontology annotation, molecular function: protein phosphatase 2A binding. The transcript has 7 exons. Bases 117 to 1148 code for a protein of 343 amino acids.